GAUGUCUGAACAGUAAAAAUUGUUGUCAUCUCGUAUUAUUCCGAAUAUUCAACAAAAUGUCUGAUAAUCGAAAUCCAUCAUUCGAUAUUUUAUCCGAAGCAGUGAAGUCUAUUCAAAAGUGUCUACAAUGUUCGAUUUGUUUGGAUAUGCUUUCUGCAGCAGUGAAAACAAAGUGUGGACAUUCUUUUUGUCGUCCUUGUUUAAAACCAGUAUUAAGUAGAAGACAUCCUAAAUGUCCUCUAUGUAACAAUGUUAUACAAAAAAGACAUAUUAAAAAGAACUUGAAUAUACAGAAGUAUAUUAAUCAUUUCAAUCAUCUUGUUCGUGCUAUUCGUCAAGAUACAAACACCGACAUACUCUCUUAUACAAGAUUUCCACAAAACACGAGAGAAGCUUGUACUACGUCGAAUCGUCAAAGACGUAGUAGAGCAAGUGCAACGAUCACGAGGGGAAAUAGAAGAACUAUUGCAAAUACCCCAGUGAUCGUUGAGAGAAAUACCCCUAUUCCCUUGGAAGAACAGCCAAGCACCUCGCGUCAAGUCGUAGAAGGUGAAAGAAGCAAUGUACGUAGAGAACAAAAGAAUAAUACAAAGAAAACUGUCUCUACAAAUGAAACAAAAGUGAGACGUUUGGUGGUCACUGAAGAUACAUCCGGCAUUACUACUCGUCAGUGGCGGAGAAAAAAUGUAUCUUCGACCAACACAAACUCUCGACAAGAAAAUAGAGUAAGCAAUAGGGGGCAAAAUUUACCUAACGCUGAACAAUUUGAAAAUCCUAGCAGUAGAAGAACUUGUAGUUCGAGCAAUACUGCACAGAUAUCUAAUAUUUCCACAAUACCAUCCAGUAGUACUACCAGCUCGAGUCGUUUAGUACAAAGUGGAAAUAACGUAAAGCAAAAAACUUCAAUCUUGACAAAAAGUCAAGGUAUGGUUAAAGCAAAAGAAAAAACCAGAAAGAAAAUUGCAACGCCAUUUCUUUAUGAAGAAAUGCAGAACGAUCUUAGACAACUUAAACUACAAUACCAAGCGAUCCAAGCGAGAGCAAGGUCACCUUUGGAUAUAGAAACAUUCUUACAGAAUCCUUACGACAUUGCGACUACGAGUAUCGAUGCAAGCAGUUCAACUAGAGAAUUAGAGCCUGUUAAUGCAACUAACGAACCUGUGAACAGGAUCGUUAAAGUUGGAAGGAAAAUACAAAUAAAAGAGGUAAGAAGAAAUUCAUUGAACAUCGACUUACCAAGUACAAGUAGUUCAACGAAUAUGUUAGACGAUUUAUUCGUAAUAAAAAAACUACCUAGGAUAUCGUCAGCGAUAUCGUCAACGGUCUCGUCAACGAUAACACAAGUUGUAUCGUUAGGUCAAGAAAAGAAAAACGAAUUGAUUGAAAAUGUGAUUGUUCAUCGAGCAAACGAUGAUCAAGUGUUUCCUUCUACUUCUACUCACAAUCUAUUUAUUUGGAAUAAACAGCCAACAAAUAAAUAUGAGCAGAAGUUUCCUCAAAAUACAAUUAUUUCUUUGGAAGAAGGAACACAAAUACCAUUAAAUUUGCCUCGUGUACAGAUAGAUGACAUUACCGAUAUGGAUAACGUCAAUAUAUCUACGAAUGAUGACACAAAUCGUAUAUCUCAAUCGAAUCGAGAAAUACUUCCAAGGAGAUUGUUAAUGGAAAAAAUAGACAAAUCAAUGAAUUCAACGAUUACCAACAUCAGACAAUGUGAUCAGAAAACUGCACCUGUCAGAGUAAAUCGUUGUGAUAUUUUACCUAAAAAUACAAUUAUACUAUCUCCUGGAAUGAAACAAUAUAAACCGAUAAGAAUCAGCGAGAAUAUAGAGCUGACAAAUCAAAUAAUGAAACCUUACGAGUCGAUAUUUAAGAGAAAAAGUUCAACGAUUGUUAGUACAUCUAACGAAACUUCUGUAUCAUCCAGCACAUCUCAAUUAUCGGUCGUCAGAUAUAAUCCGACGAAAGAAAUGAAUCAAAAAAAUACAUUAUCCACAGAUAUUUCUCCAGGUGUUGCCAUUAACGAUAGAGGAAUCGUUAGCAACGUAGCAGAGAAAUUAGACAUGGAUAAAAACGAAAGCAAUAUCAAAGGGAAAGAGAGAAAAAAUCAUAAGCCUAUCGAACUGACGAAUACUUCAGAUGCUGAUAUGAAUGAAACGUCUAUCGUACCAUUACAUAAGUACAGCAGAUUGCCGGAAGAAAUACAAGAAAGUUCGCCGAACAAACCAACGCAAGAUUCGUUAAACAUUCCUUUAAAUACCAGCAUCGUAAACGAACAAAAUAUUAAAUCCGACGAAUCUCCGAAGAAAAAUGUAGAAGAUAUUUCUGAAGAAACGAAUGAACCAAGAGACAUUAAUACAAGUGAGAUUCGUUCGGAACCGACAGGUGUAGUUAGAAAGAUAACUACGGGAAAUGACACGCAGUUAAACUUUCUCAAUUGGCAGUCGGCAACGCCAAUAAAGUUGAAAAUUUCUCAUGAUUUGACACUUUCAAAAUUUCGAACGGGACCCAAAAGGGCGGAUGAUCUAUCGGUACAAACGAGUGAUAAAAUAAAUACACCAGCUAUCAAGAGAGCAAGGGAGGAUAAAAAAAUAAGAGAAUCAAACAGCAGUAGUAACAAUGUUGAUUCGAAUAAGAGCAAGCCCUCCGACUCGGAUACUAAUGACGAUUUUAUAGGAAUAAAGGCAAAUAUAAAAAGCAAUAACAAACUCGGUUUAGAGUCUGCUAAAAAUAUGCCUAAGAAGAGAGCAAGAAUAGACAUAAUGAAUGAAAUAAUAACAAUUGAUUCCGAUUCAGACUUCGAUAACAGUCUAAUAAAGAAAAGAAAGACAAACAGCAUAAAGAAUGAAAAUGACGAAGAAGUCAAAACUGAUAAAAAAGAAAAGUGUACAAUCUUAAAAGAUUCGACUGACAUUAAUUUCAUAAUGGAAAUCAUAAAUAAUUGGUGUAAUAGUUUGAAUAUGUCACAAAACUUCAUUGGAGCAAAUGAAUUACAGAAGUUGAAGGAAAAAUUAAUGUCGAACAAACCAAUGACAAUGACUUCGCAAAGUAUUGAUUGGCAAAAGCCCAAUACAUCUGCUACAGCAACAAAUGAAUGUGAGAAACCAGAAGAAUGGAACAAUGACAUUAUAGACAAAGAGAGAUCAAUUAGAACAAAUGAAAAGAAGAUCACAUGGAAUGAAAAUCAAAACGUAAAAGAGAUUGAUCGAUCAAACAAAGUCGACAAUAUAAGAGAUACUUUAAAGAAUUUCUUCUCAGAUAAAAACAUUGUUAGCAGUACGCAAGAGUUAAAUACAGAUCAACAUGAAAUUCCUUCAUCAACAAUAUCCUACGCUCAAAUCAAUGAAGUCAAUUUAAACGCCAAUACGUCCAAAGAAAAUUUACAGAUGGACAAGGAAGAUAAUACAAUGAUCAAAAAUUUCAAUAGUUCCAACGAAAAGAAUAAAACUGCUAAGAACACGACAGAUGAUGUUCAAGUACACACGACUGAAAACGAUAGUAUCAUGAACAAACAAAACGCCGAAGAUAAACAGACAACAUUGAUAAUAUCUGAGAAAGAAGAACACGAGAAUGAUAGAGGCAAAGACCAAAGUACGGAAAAACAAAAAGAUAUCUUGUCUGAUUGCGAACAACUGACAAAAUAUGAUUCUUUCUUAAACAUAACACAAGAUCAACUUUUACUCAAUGCUCUUGAAGAAGAUCUCUUUAGUAUUAUCGAUUUAAUGACUUCAGAAGAGUCAACAAAUACAAAACCAUUGUCUCAAGAAGACGAAUUAAACAGUUUAUCGCAACGAAUUAAACCAUCAAAAUCCACAAACGAUCUCGAAGAAGAAAUGAAUCUUGCUAACAAAGAUGCUGAAAAAAUUCCUACUGACAAUAAAACAGUCAAAAAAACACAGCAAUCUGAUAAAAAAUCUAUGGACACAGUUGAUCUCUGUGAGAUAACUAAAGUAGGAAAAUGUUCGACCAUACCAAAAGCUAUACCAUCAUCAAGCAGAAGCUUUCAAGUUGAGAAGAUAGUGACGACGAAUAAGACAAACGUGUCAUCCUCAUCAGAAGUUCCUAAAUUUCAAAUCAGCACAAAUACAAAUAAAAAUAAGGUCCAAGUGUGUCAUCAAAAGAUAUUUAAAACGAACCAAACGGCUCAUAACCGUGAUGAAGGAGAGAGCUCUUCCCUAAACGAGAAUGAAAAAUCUCUUGAAUCACAGUCGAAUUCCAAUACGGAGACUGUUAGGACGAGGGCUAGCACGAGCAGGCAAAAUCAAUUGAAAGAUAUAUGUCUCAUUUGGAGUAACCUGACGGUUAAUCAAGUCGAUUCAGUCAAACAAUUGUCAUCAAUGUUAAGUAUCAAAUGGACGAAAAAAUUUAAUCCAACGGUUACUCACGUAAUUGUUGGUAUAAACAACGACAACACAGUCACUAAAACUUUGAAGUUUCUGCAAGGCAUGGCCUAUAAAAAGUUCGUCGUUGGUUUUAAUUGGGUCACGGAUUGUUUAAAGGAAGAAACUAUAGUAAACGAAGAACCUUACGAAGUUCUUAACUUUUGUGCUCCUAAAACAACUCCUCCAAGAUCACGCAAUAGAGAAAACUUUUUCAAUGGAUUUACUUUUCUUUGUAUCGAACCUUUCCGAAGUAUAACAGUAGAUCAAUUCGAGGACUUAUUGAAAGCAUUGGGCGCUACGAUUGUUCAAACUAUGGAUGACUUUAUUACUGCCAAAGAAAAGUAUAAAAUUAUAUUGGUACAAAGCGGAGUGCAUACGGAUGAAAUUAUUGCAAGUUGGUACAAAGAAAUCAAGGCCAUAAUAAUUUCUAGCAAUUGGGUUGUGGAAUGUAUUAGUCAAUGUAAAUUGAUACCAUGUUAUACAUAUCUUCAUAAGAUUGUACAAAAAGAUACAUUAUCAUUAACAUAUCCGAAACAAAUGAUAGAACUUUUCUAGAAUUCCUAUUGGUCAGCAAUGAAAGUUUUUACAUACGUACAUACGUACAUAUGUACAUUACAGAAAGUAUUUCGAUUAUCGUUCAAAAGAGAAAGAAACAUGUUAAAGGAAAAUAAACGUUGGAAAUUCAACGAUGAGUGGAACGAGAGAAAGAAAGGAAGAGAAUCGACGGAAUUUCAUUUAUGGUGGAACUAUGGUGGGACCUUAAAAGACCUUAUAGGACUACGUGUCGAAGGAAUCGAAUUUUGUGAUAAAGAGAGAAAGAACUUUGUUCAUACUCGCUUCGAUAGCUGUCGUUUCCUGUUAAUUGGCAGUAACAGAUACGGCAAAAGCAUGAACGUUCAACAUCAAGAAACAAAGGACGAUGAGGGACAAGGAAGGGUUGAAAGUGAUGGUGGAAAUGUAAUAGUUUUGGAGUAAACCCAGAGAAGAACAGCACGCAACUGGUUUCUAGCAACGAAAAGAAAAGCUUUCUGUACUCGUUCGUCUAGUCGCUACCAGAGAGAGAGAGAAAAUUAUCACCUUUCUUUUCUCUCUCUCUCUUCUUCUUUUUCUCCUUCUUUGUCUUAUAUGGUACUUGCUUUUGUUAAUUGACAGCGAAUAGACGGACGAGUAGUUCUUUUUCUUUUUUCUUCUUCUUUUUUCUACCUUCUUAUAACUUUUUUUCAAGAUUUAAUUGUAACAUUGCUUUGACUUCCUCGAGAACUUGACUUCUAUCAUAAUGUUGCGCAACGUUUCGUUAUUUGUUAUCGUCAUUAUCGUUUGCUUCAUAUCGUUUCGUUCGUUUUCAUUUAUA
Molecule: messenger RNA, 5733 nt
Organism: Vespula pensylvanica (western yellowjacket)
Lineage: Eukaryota; Metazoa; Arthropoda; Insecta; Hymenoptera; Vespidae
Product: breast cancer type 1 susceptibility protein homolog
Exons: 10
Coding region: 57-4937 (1626 amino acids)
Biological process (GO): double-strand break repair via homologous recombination; negative regulation of fatty acid biosynthetic process; positive regulation of transcription by RNA polymerase II
Cellular component (GO): nucleus; BRCA1-BARD1 complex; plasma membrane
Molecular function (GO): zinc ion binding; ubiquitin-protein transferase activity; DNA binding
Source: RefSeq, a predicted model, not a curated record